Molecule: messenger RNA, 2023 nt
Organism: Ilex paraguariensis (yerba mate)
Lineage: Eukaryota; Viridiplantae; Streptophyta; Magnoliopsida; Aquifoliales; Aquifoliaceae
Source: the annotation of a GenBank genome assembly
GCUCCGUCUGGUUCGCCCAAAUUUCCGUUUGACUCGUUCGUUUCCUUUCCUUGCUCGGGUGAUUCGAUUUCGCAAAAGACACACACCAGCAAAAUCACGCCAUUUCUGCUCUUCCGAGUUCGAUCUUUUUUCAAGAUCGAUUUCAGAUUCGUCACAGACUCUGCAAUUUGGAUCUCGUUCUUUUUGAAUCCAUUACUCAGACCAGAGAUUAAUCUCAAUAAUGAUGGAGAAGGCAGAUCCGGCGCAGAAGCUAUACACAAGAAUGCGGCUCUGGGAAUUUCCAGAUCAAUAUGUAAUUGAGCCCACUGAUGGAUCUUCUGGUCCCUGUUUGGCAAUCAGCCGGGUGGAGGGGUCAACAAAAUUUAUUGAUGACAUUCCACAGUGCAGCGCUGUUCGUGUUCCUAAAAUUCAGACAAUCUUUGGUGUGAUUGGGAUGUUGAAGCUUUUGGCAGGGUCGUAUUUAAUAGUUGUAGCAGAACGCGAAUGUGUCGGAUCGUACCUAGGGCAUCCUAUCUUCAAAGUUUCAUCCUUGAAAAUUUUUCCUUGUGAUCAUUCUCUCAAGAACUCUCCUGAUGAACAGAAAAGGAUGGAGAAUGAAUUUUCUAGGCUGCUAAAUGUAGCAGAGAGGACUCCUGGCCUUUAUUUCUCAUAUGAUGUCAAUAUAACAUUGAGUGCACAACGAUUGCAUGAUUUGGGAGAUGAAUCAAAGCUGCUACCUCUUUGGAGGCAGGCAGACCCCCGGUUUCUCUGGAACAACUAUAUGUUGGAAGUGCUCAUAGAUAAUAAGCUUGAUCCAUACUUACUUCCUGUUGUUCAAGGAAAUAUCCUUUUCUGUUUUCAGAACUUUCAAGCGGCCAUUGGGAAAGAUAUUAUUGAUGUUAUGCUGAUUGCGCGGAGAUGCACUCGGAGAACUGGCACUCGGAUGUGGAGGAGAGGAGCUGACUCUGAUGGCUAUGUGGCAAAUUUUGUAGAAAGUGAACAAAUCGUUCAGCUGAAUGGAUAUACAGCGUCAUUUCUGCAAGUUCGAGGGUCAAUUCCAUUGCUGUGGGAUCAAAUUGUUGAUUUGAAAUAUAAGCCUAAGUUUGAGAUUGUGAGACUUGAGGAAGCACCUCAAGUAGUUGAGCGGCACUUCUUGGAUCUAAGGAAAAAAUAUGGAAAUGUUUUAGCUGCUGAUCUUGUCAACAAGCAUGGAGGUGAGGGACGCUUAUGCGAACAGUUUUCCAAUGCAAUGCAGCAUGUUGUUGGUGAUGAUGUAAGGUAUCUGCACUUUGAUUUUCAUCGGAUUUGUGGUCACGUUCAUUUUGAGCGCCUCUCCAUCCUUUAUGAUCAAAUUGAGGAUUUCCUCAUAAAAAAUAGGUACCUGUUGUUAAAUGAAAAAGGUGAGAAAGUUGAGGGGCAACUUGGAGUUGUAAGGACCAAUUGUAUUGAUUGCUUAGACCGUACAAAUGUCACCCAGAGCAUGAUUGGUCGAAAAAUGUUAGAGUUUCAACUUAGAAGGCUUGGUAUUUUUGAAGCUGAAGAAACUAUUGGCACGCAUCCAAAUUUUGAUGAAAGCUUCAAAAUUUUGUGGGCUAAUCAUGGGGAUGAGAUAAGCAUUCAGUACUCUGGUACCCCUGCUUUGAAAGGAGAUUUUGUCAGAUGUGGCCAGCGCACAAUCCAAGGGAUUCUUAAAGAUGGCUGGAAUGCCCUUAUGCGCUAUUACCUAAAUAACUUUUGUGAUGGUACAAAACAGGAUGCAAUUGAUCUACUGCAAGGACAUUACAUUGUUUCUGUCUCCCGAGAUAUGGCUGCUACAUCUCAUAAAGGAGGCAUAGAGGCUAUCGCUUCCUUUCCGCUGGCUUUUUCUCUGAUCAUGGCUGGGUUCUUUUUCGCAAUGAUGUCACUGAGGCGGGUUCGAUAUGAUCUUUGGCACUUGCUCUUUUCAUUUAUGUGGGCGAGCUUGAGUUUGGCCAUUGCAGCAUUCGUGAAGGCCAAUGGCCGUAUUUUCUGUAAUAGGCCUCGCCUGCACACACCACGGCAUUGA